Molecule: messenger RNA, 840 nt
Organism: Alternaria atra
Lineage: Eukaryota; Fungi; Ascomycota; Dothideomycetes; Pleosporales; Pleosporaceae
Exons: 2
Coding region: 1-840 (279 amino acids)
Molecular function (GO): FMN binding
Source: RefSeq, a predicted model, not a curated record
AUGGCCGCGAACCGUGAAACACCAUACAAGCGCGGCGACCACGGAAAUUUCAAAUCGAUUGAGUCUACACGACAGCCGUGGAAAGAAGCAGCUACUACUCCUUUCCAAAUCAUCCAAACGCCUAAUCCACAGUGGUCUCUAGGCAGCGGACCCAACUCGACGCACCAUUCCAAAGGCCACAAGCACAUCUCCAUCGAUCCCUGGGCACCCGGUCGUCACCCCAUGAGCAACUACAAGCUAUGUAUCAGCGCAGUAGUUCCACGACCGAUUGCCUUGGUUUCUACAAGAUCGAAAGACGGUACCGCCACAAAUCUAGCGCCCUUCAGCUUCUUCAAUAUGGUGCACGCAGACCCCCCACUCUUCGUCCUAGGUCUCACAACGCCCCUAGAAAAGCCUAACGAUACUCUCCGCAACCUGCAGGAAACGGGUGAAUGCGUUAUAAACACAGUAAGCGAAGGAUUCGUCGAAGCAGUGAAUGCGGCAGGUAUCAAUAGUCCGUAUGGUGUUUCUGAAUGGGAUAUUACCGGACUGAAUCCUAUCUACGAUUGCAAGACUGUCUCCUGUGCACGGGUGGAAGAAGCCGUAUUCAGUAUUGAGUGCAAAGUGGAGAGUAUCCGCGAAUUUGACAGCAAAGUCUUCUUGGGGAAGAAGUCGGGUGCGCUGGUGGUGCUAGAGGCAACGAAUUUCUGGGCAAGGGACGAUGCUCUUAACAAAGAUGAGAACUCGCUCGAUAUUGAGAUUCUGAGACCGAUUAGCAGGCUAGGGGGUAUUAGCUACGGUCGUACCAGCCAGAGUUUUGAGAUACCAAGAAUCAACUUUGAAGAUACUAGGCUGGCAUGA